Venturia canescens is the source of this 1557-nucleotide messenger RNA. RefSeq names its product mitochondrial glycine transporter-like. Gene Ontology annotation, molecular function: glycine transmembrane transporter activity. The coding region runs from base 408 to 1391 and encodes 327 amino acids. Gene Ontology annotation, biological process: glycine import into mitochondrion. Gene Ontology annotation, cellular component: mitochondrion; mitochondrial inner membrane. The transcript has 8 exons. NCBI's taxonomy places the organism in Eukaryota, Metazoa, Arthropoda, Insecta, Hymenoptera, Ichneumonidae. The record is from RefSeq and is a predicted model, not a curated record.
GUUUAUCUGUUGCGUGUGUUUUGGGUGACUGGUCAUUUUUAUUGUCGUUUGUAUACAUACGUCGCAAUUUCGAUGAAAUUUUUGAGGUUAUCUUGACGAUUCUACCAAAAAAAGACAAAAAAAUUCAAACUGAAAGUUUUAGAAAAAAGGUGUAAUUAGUACGUCAUUCACUUCCCUGAAUCUAUAUCAUAAUUUCAUAUAAAAUGUGUAUAAAAACAUGAUGUUGCUAUUUCUUGUGAUCACAACUUACAAGUUUUCUUUUUCUAUAAAAUCAUUUAAAAUUAGGACCAGUUAUAUUAACAUGAUUGAGUGCCAAAUUUGAAGAAAUGAAUUUUAUUGAUCACUCAUUUUUUACCUGAAAUUUUGACUGGAAAAAACGGGAUGCUUAGCCUAGCUCAGCUAAGGCAAUGAUAAUUGGUCUGAGUUCAAAACAAAUCCUUAAGUCACGUUUGGUCUAUCACCUUUUACGUCUUUAUCCGUCAUUCGGUCUGAAAACAUGCCCCGAUAUGCAGGGUCAUUUUGUUGACCCCAAAAGUGAAGAAACUCAGAUAAGCAAAGAUUAUCCCAUUCUCAAAUCAUUCCUCGCUGGCUCAUUCUCCGGUACCUUUUCAACGAUUUUGUUCCAACCACUCGAUCUCGUGAAAACGAGACUUCAGAGUACCGUUAACACACAAAUUAGUACACAGAAAAAUGGAAUGCUAAGGACCCUCUUUCAAAUUGUUCGCAAAGAAAACAUUUUUGGACUAUGGAGCGGUAUGACACCGUCGAUAACUCGAGUAAUUCCUGGAGUCGGUUUAUAUUUUUCCUCCCUUCACUGGCUCAAAAAUGCACUAUGUCUGGAAGAGCCACUGUCACCUUUACAGGCAGUGAGUCUAGGAAUUACCGCCAGAACAAUGUCAGGAGGACUUUUAAUACCAAUCACAGUAGUCAAAACAAGAUUCGAGAGUGGAGUUUACAAGUACGCCAACAUGAGCGAAGCACUGAGGCUUAUAUAUAAACAUGAAGGAGUCAAAGGUCUCUCGAGUGGUUUGGGACCAACCCUACUAAGAGAUGCUCCUUACAGCGGUCUUUAUCUAAUGUUUUAUACUCAAUUGAAGGACGCCACAUCUACAAAUACAAACGAAUCAGUUCCUGCUUACUUUGUGUGUGGUAUAACAGCGGGAGUUCUUGCUUCAGCAGUAACGCAUCCAGCUGACGUCGUCAAAACGAAAAUGCAGCUCUAUCCAAACGAGUUUACGAGCGCUUCCCAGGCAUUUAUUUUUGUUUAUAAUAAAUACGGUCCUUUGGGAUAUUUCAAGGGUAUCGUGCCUCGUAUGUUGAGACGAACGCUUAUGACCACUAUGGCUUGGACCGUUUACGAACAGAUAACUCGAAAUAUCGGUCUGAAGUAAGAAAUAAACGAAAUUCGUCAAGUAGUUUGAAAACAAGAAUGAAGAUUCGUCUCAGUAUUGAGAACAGGAGGCUGUUAACUUCGGAACUCGACUGCGCAAUGUAUUAUUUAUUGUUAAAAUGAUAAUGUAUAUAUUUUUAUUAAAUAAAACCGUACUAUUGUUUGUA